UUUGUUUUUCAGAAAAACAAAAAUAAGAAAAAAGGCAAAGAUGAAAAAUGUGACUCUGAAGUGACCACUCCAGAAAACAGCUCUUCUCCAGGGAUGAUGGACAUGCAUGAUGACAAUAGCAACCAGAGUUCAAUAGCUGAUGCAUCUCCAAUAAAACAGGAGAAUAGUAGUAACUCAAGUCCAGCACCUGAGCAGAACUCAGCAACACAAGCAGAUGGCACUGAAGUAAAGUCUGAUGAAACUCAAGCAGAUGCAAAGGAGCAACCUGGUUCAGAAGGUAAUACAUAUAGAUGUAUCUCGUGCCUGCAGCUUUUCUAAUAGGAAGCAUUAGUUUAAAUGAAUGCUUACAUUCAACAUUCUUGGUAAGAAAGAAGCUAAAAUAAUAAAACUGGAACAGAGUGACUGGCAUUGAUACAAAACACAACCAUCCAUUCUUUCAACACAACAAAACAACAACUACAGCUCUCAAAACAACUCACAAAUAAAACACGAUGAGUUGUAACAGACCACGUGUUAUUAACUCUUUAACUUCUCCAUAAUCAUGUGGCUUAAGUCUUCUAAACUUCAUUGUAGUAAUGUUGUGUAAAUCAGAGUAAAAGUCCUUGGUAUGUAAGUAUUUCAUUUAUGUACUUAAAAGUCCUAUUGACUUCACAGGGAGCAAGAGCAGGUUUGAACUAAAUUACAAAAUUAAUUACUUCCAUGAGAAUUCUACUGACUUCAGUAGUAGCUGUCCCAGUUCUGAAAUCUUUACUGCGUCUAUAUGCUUUGCGGUUCCAAAACAGAUAGUGGAAAAUAUUUUUCUGCUUGGUUUUAUACCUUAGAGCAGUGGUCACCAACCAGUAG
Pelodiscus sinensis (Chinese soft-shelled turtle) is the source of this 843-nucleotide messenger RNA. The record is from RefSeq and is a predicted model, not a curated record. Lineage: Eukaryota; Metazoa; Chordata; Testudines; Trionychidae.